Molecule: messenger RNA, 6320 nt
Organism: Acanthochromis polyacanthus (spiny chromis)
Lineage: Eukaryota; Metazoa; Chordata; Actinopteri; Pomacentridae
Gene: atxn7l3a
Product: ataxin 7 like 3a
Exons: 14
Coding region: 370-1470 (366 amino acids)
Biological process (GO): regulation of transcription by RNA polymerase II; positive regulation of DNA-templated transcription
Cellular component (GO): DUBm complex; SAGA complex
Molecular function (GO): transcription coactivator activity
Source: RefSeq, a predicted model, not a curated record
GUGAGUUGUGCCGUAUUUGUGUUUCUCAGCUCUCUGUUGUGUUUGGCCUCCUCUCUGUGAAGCGGCUUCCUCGUUCAGCAAACCUGUCGACACCUGCGACAGCAAACACUUUGACGAGGAUUUUCUUUCACCGGCGACGUAAACGAUGGCUGCGGCCGAACACCGGAAUUCUUCUUCUUCUGGUUCUUCUUAACGGUUGUUACAGCGGCCCGACUCGGUGAUGUUUCCUCCCGCAGAAAAGAUGCCUGCUUCGGGCUGAGUUUUCUGUCAACACCGGCAUGAAGAUAGAUCUAUACCAAGUACCAAUAACAAUUUUAAAGGUCAGCAUCUUAUUACCUUGCGAUCAAGAUUUCCAAUACAGAUUUUCAAAUGAAAAUGGAGGAUAUGCCCCUCUCAGGCCCAGACAACACCAAGCUGGAGUCCUUGGUCCAUGACAUCUACUCUGAGCUGGUGGAGGAUGCCUGUUUGGGCCUGUGUUUUGAGGUGCAUCGUGCAGUGAAACAGGGCUACUUCUUCUUAGAUGAAACGGACCAAGAGAGCAUGAAGGAGUUUGAAAUCGUGGAUCAACCGGGUGUGGACAUAUUUGGGCAGGUGUACAAUCAGUGGAAGAACAAAGAGUGCGAGUGUCCCAACUGCAAAAGAUUAAUAGCAGCUUCUCGCUUCGCGCCACAUUUGGAGAAAUGUCUCGGCAUGGGACGCAACAGCAGUCGCAUCGCCAACCGCAGGCUAGCCAGCAAUAAUAACAUGAGCAAGUCAGAGAGUGAUCAGGAAGACAACGAUGACCUAAAUGACAAUGACUGGUCGUAUGGGGCAGAAAAAAAAGCCAAGAAGAGAAAGUCAGACAAGAAUCAGAAUUCUCCUCGAAGAUCCAAAUCUAUGAAACACAAAAAUGGUGAGCUUGGGACUAGUGUCACUUCGGAACCUUACAAGUACAACUUUAAUACCGGCAUCAGUUAUGAAACUUUAGGCCCAGAUGAAGUCAGAUCCCUUUUAACAACGCAAUGUGGUGUGAUCUCAGAGCACACCAAGAAGAUGUGUACCAGGUCUCAGCGAUGUCCCCAGCACACGGACGAACAGAGGAGGGCCGUCAGGGUGUUCCUCCUGGGGCCGUCCGCGCCGGCGCUGCCUGACGCGGAUCCUGUGGUGGAGAACGACGGCUUCGACAUUCCAGAUGGACAGACUUUAAUGAGCCGCUUGCAGUGGGAAGACUCACCUGAUAUUUCACCCACUGACUCUGCCUCAUCCAAAGCCAGCACCAACCAUUCAGAUUCCCGGAGGCCCAAGAAGAAGAAGAGGCCGUCUCUGGGUUUGAACAGUGGAGGUGGAGGAGGGGGAGGAGGAGGAGGAGGAAGCUCGAGUCUGACUGGAGGCAGCAGCAGCUCUCAGAGUAAUAUCAGUUUAUCAACCAAAAAAAAGAGGCCUAAGCUCUCUGCACCGUCUAUUCCAAGCAUCUACGAUGACUUAAACUAGCCCAGGCCUGUCUGUCAGACCAGCUCUUGCCUCCUCUGGUAAAUCCCUCCUCUCAAACUGAGAUUUAUAAAUCUGAGCAGGAUGGGAUGAAACUUGACUUCAUAGUUCUUUCAUCAUUUGGCCUUGACAACAUCUACAUUUUAGAGAUUUCUUCUUCUGCAUUAUGAACACAGUGUUCUAAGAAUGGUGGUCAGAAAGAGUCCAGACUGAGUAUCUGCAGGUACUUAUUGACCCAGUUCCAUCAAAAACUGCACAUUCAUCCUGAUGCUCAAGUCAAUUUUAACCCUCUGAACCCUUAGUAGUUUCUGUUUCUGUCACUUUUUUCCCCUCAGUGUGGGUUUAUUUUUCACUGUACCUUUAUGGAAACAGAACAACCAUGACUAUAAAUAGAGAGAACGCAAAAAUCUCUUUUUGUGCAGUAUAGCAAGUUAUAAUGGCGGAAUGAAAAUGUAAUUUCUUUGAUUACUUUUAAAGACUUGCUGAAUUUUUGUCACAUGGUUGUUGAUUUCAGUUGAGCCCGUCAUCACUUUAAGGCUGCACUUAGGAGCACAGAAUUUUUAGUUUUUAUAUGUAAUCUGGUGAGAGCAAAUUGUAUUUUUUGGUAAGUUUUUCAAUUAAGCAUAUGAAAUAAUGUGAUUUUGAUAAAAUAUCACAAUUUUGAGCCUUGAUUUGGUUAAUCUUCAUGGAAAAGCACGGCAGAGAUGAGUAGCACAAGUUGAUUAAAGUUAGAGGUUAUUUUUCGGCCAGUUACUAGCGUGAAUUUGGUGGACAUAACUUGCCUUUAAAACGUCCGGUGGAUUUUGGGGUUCAGAGGGUUCACGCACUUAAUUUGAUGACUUAAUGAUGCAUUCAGGUACCAAACCAAACUGGUAAAACCUUCCAACCAAUAUAGAACCUUCACCAAGCUUUUGCAACAAGGAAGGAAUAUACUAGUAAAAUAUUAUUACUAAUAAAAUAUCAUUAAUAUGUUCAGUACUUGUCAGUGGAAUUAGUUAAUUUUCAUGAAUCCAGAAAAGACAUCAUGCCUAGGUCUUCGAUUCUUCCAUGUGACCUUCAGGUACUCUGUCAGUGUUUUGGCUGUGUAGCUUGUCCAGCUGUUAGACUCUGUGUUCUGUCACACUCAGUUAUGAGCAGACAUAUGAACUGCAACCGCUUUCAGUUCAACACUUGACACGUGUACUGGAGUACUCAUCAGUGGCUUUUAAAUUCUAGCAUUAUAUUGCACAGUUGUGUGUGUGUGUGUGCGCGGGGGUGUGCGUGCGCCUCUAUGCUGACUUGCAUUCAGUCUGAAUGCUAUGUGGUUAGAAGGUGUGUGUGUCUGUGUGUAAUCAUUUGUAUUCUCACAAAGUUAUGCAUCCUUGAAUGUGACUUUUUGUGAAAGAAUGCGUGCCAUUUUAAAUAUUUAACGUUAUUUGUUUACAUCGACAAUAUAUUUAAGUUCCUAUUUGUCACUGCCUAUGUAGUGAUGGGUAUAUUAUUUGUGUGCAAAUGCAGAUUUUGAUAUUUGAUGAGCCAGUAGGGCUCUUGGGGCACAUGUACAGUACGUGUGAGAUGGAAAAUGAAUCAUGAAUCAAUGAAACUUUCUUUGUUCCUCUGUAUUUUUGCCGAUUUUCUGUUUAUAGAUUCCAUCAUGCAUGAAAGUAGAUCAGUACUUAUGUUUGUUGCUGACUGUAUAUAAAAGAUGGACCUGGACAUAGUGAUGUCAUUCAUUGAUUUGUGGGCUGCCGUUUUGAAGGCUCAAGUUUGGCAUUUUUGAUCGUUGCCUUCUUGGUCUUUGGAAACUAGAUGUGACACAAUGUUGUGUAAAGUGGUCUGGCUGCACCUCCUUAUCAUUCCACUAUAGAGAAAAAACAGUCUGGCUUGUUAGUAUUUCUUUAAAAUAAGAACAAUCGCCUUAGAUGCUGCUAAGACCAGGAUGCAGUGAUGAUGCCCCUGCAACACAUAGUGACAGGGGAAUAGUUUUCAUGUUAAACUGGGAUGUGCGGAGAUGACCGCUGUCAUUUUAAAAUGACAAAUUAACAGAUUAAUCAAGAAAUACAAAUCUUCAAUGUGUUGCUCAGAGCUUGUUGAUGCCUACUGUCGUGAAUAGGAUUUUAAAAAUGGGGAUCGAUAGAUAGCAUAAACAGAGGGGAAAAAAGUCUUGUGAUCUGUGGUAGAAAUGGCAGAUUUAUGCUUGAAGUCGACAUUCUAACAGACUAAUCACAAGGCAAUCCUUCCCUGAAACAUCCCCUGGCUUAUUGUCUAUUGCAGUCUAAAUGGGACCAUAAUUUGCAAACGAAGCAUCACAAUGUAUUGAAGGACACAUGGAACUAGCAGUUUCGACCAUAAACCCAUUCAGAAAAUGUUUCCUGAGGUAGCAGUUCGAGCGUGAAGCAGCUUCAUUUUCUCGUAGACUUCUAUACAUCUGACUUCAUUUUGCAACCAGGAGUCGCCCUCUGCUGGUUGUUAGAAAGAAUGCAGGUUUGAGGCACUUCAGUGUUGGCCACACCUUUCAGGCCUUGAGGCUACGUCUGUCCUUUAUAUACAGUCUGCUUCUUGUAAGCUCACAUUGUCUGAUGUACAUUCUAAAAUGUUUUUUUGCAGUUAAUGUCUCAAAAGAAUUUCCAUUUUUAUUUCAUAUAAAUUGGCUUCACAAACCCAAAGACUUUACCUGUGCAGUUAUCAGAAAUGCAUAGGAAAAUACAUGGAUGUUGUAUGUGAGGGCUGUAGUCUCCAAGUCGACUGAUCGAUUAGUUGGUCAAUAUGGUGUUCUCCUGCCGAACAGUCGCUGGUGUCACUUCCAGGAUUAAUUGCCAAUUUAGAAGUGGUCCAACCCAGUGUACACUUUUUUUUUUUUUUUUACAUAUUUUACAAUAUUUAUUUGGAGUAGACUCCAAACUAUCUGACAACACGUCAAAGAAGUCACUGAUAUGGCUCAAAAAGUUGAGUAUCAACAGCAUCUAACUUACCUGUGUUACAUUCCUCAAUAGAUUUUGUGUUGGAUCAUGAGUAGUUCUUUCAGAAAUCAUAUGAAUAUCAGCAGGCGUCUGUAAUCAUUACAGUAUAAGAUACUGAGGUUAAACUGUGGCUAAUUGGGCUCGCAGGUAAAGAUCAUUCAGUAGCCGACCAAUCGAUUUAGUUGAAGAAUAGAUACGAUUUUCUUUGGUCGACUGUAGCCCCAGGAAAUUAAAUUUGUAUGCAUCACUGUGAUGCUGUACUACUUGGGGAUUGUACAAAACUUAUUUGUUUGGAGACAAAAGGCUUGGAAACCUGAGAGGUGGAGGUUAGUUUGUGGCAUUUUCAUGUCUACGCUUGUAUAUCAAUACUAGAAAUGUGCACCUGAAGAGGCCGCCUGAAAAUGUGCACAGUAUCUCUAUUUUUAUGCCCUUUUAGCAGUUGGGUUUCCACUGCAGGAACUUGGGGCAGGCAAAAGUUUCCAGGAACAGCACUUUUAACUGACUCUGAGCAUUUCUGUUUCCAUUUCCCUGUAGAAUUGGACACAUAGUGGACAUGAUUCCAGUUUGAGGGGUUUAUGAAAAAUAGAACAGCAGAGAUUUGUUUUGUUAGCGUAUGUAUGGUGAACUUUACAUUGCUGUUAGAGAGGACAACACUGCUACUUAACCCUUUGAUGCACGACAUGAGUCAAAAGUGAGCCAGUCUGAUGACAAAUGGGUAUCUCCUGGCCCAUGCUGUGCAUCGAAGGGUUAAAUGGAAUCUCAAGAUGGUAGAAAAAUGGUGCAAAUCUUUCUGUUAUAGUUUAAUCAAGCACCGGGCGGUAAGAAGUACUACCUACCCUUGAGCAGGUACUUUUUUCUCCCUGAAAGCAGCCCUAAAAGAGAUUGCACAAAGGUUUAUUGUGCCCUAAAAUGCCCCAUAAGUUCCUGUAGUGGAAAAUUGCUUUAUGACGAAGUGGUUUUCCCACUCUUUGCCUGAAUAGGUCUGCUUCGGAUUGACUACUUUUAUCUUUUGUCUUAGUUGAACAAUCCGUCACAUGAGCCCGUUCUUUUAGAGCACGUAUUACUCACCGAAAGGCUGUUGGCCUGAAAUUUUCUGCAGUUCUUGCUGUGAGAUGUAUAGGGGGAAAACUCUAUUUCAAAAUCCACAGAUAAUAAUCGUGUCUGUAGCAAAGCUUGGUUGAUACAGUUGGACUAAGAAGUUAGUUUUGGAAGAGGAAGAGAAUAAAUUGUCAGCAACAGCAGAGACCAGAAAGCAUUUGGUUGAUGAAAUAACAACCAGUAAUGUCUCCUUAUUCAAAAUGGCUCAAAUGUUCACUAGGUUUUAGCUUUGUCAGUAUUCUCAGGUAUUUGGGAAAAGGUGCACAAAAUAGAUUCAUUUUGGUCAUGGAGAGCUUUUUAUCAGUUGUAAAAAAAAAAAAAGUAACAUUCAAGCCUCUUCACCUUCCAAAUAAUUUUUAUACAAUCCCUAAAUUCAAGUGCAUUCACUUUUUUUUGUCUCCAAUGUGACAAUCUGCCAGAGCCUGAUUUUAAUUCCAAUAUGGAGCACAUUUGUCAGGUUUCUGUUAGUUUCUGCAGCAGCAUUGGCUGUGCCCUUGUGAAUCCUGUCCAGUAAAGUCUUGUAAUGUGCACUAACGAUAAAAUGAACUGUAACUGAGGUAGUUAGCUAAGUAUGAUCCGAUGCUCACGCCACCUUUAGCGAAUGAAGCUAACAGCAGAUGUUCUCUUGUGGCUCUUUGUGUAUCUGUGUGCAAUGACAAAGAAUGCAAUGUUGAGAUAUUUUCUCAUGCACAAGCACAAAUUAUGAGUGCAUGUGUGAGUGACUUGUAUCUGAACAUGAUGUGAUACAUGGGUUAUUUUUCUUCACUGCCAUGCAUUCUGAUGUUUGUAUAUAAAUAAACACAUACUGGACGUAGA